AUGAUCUCUCUUAAUGAAUUUUUCGUUUUCACCUAUCCUGGAAACAAUGUCAUAUCUGGUCAAUGUAAAUUUUGUGAAAAAUCUUUAUUGGACAAAGUUGGAUCAACCGGAAACUUUCACAAACAUCUUAAGCGUAAACAUAACGCACAACUCGAAGAAUCAAAAUCUCAUGCUUCUGUGCCACCAACACAAAGCAUAGAUGAAAAUUCUGAAAAUUUUACAAGCAACAUCAACAGAAUAAAUAAAGCUAUUUUAGAAGAAUUAAUUGUGAGAUGUAAUUUGCCACCAUCACUAGUUGAACAUGUUGGUUUUCGAAAAUUUUUAAAAGGAGUCGUCCCCAAAUGGAAACCUACAUCUGCACGAUAUUUUACCAGAAUAUUAUUGCCAUCGUUGAUGAAUAACAUCCAAGAUAAGAUAAAAGAUUUACUUACUAACGUUGAUCAUAUAUGUAUUACAGUAGAUGUAUGGACAGAUAGACGAGGAAGAUCGUUUCUCGGUAUCACUGGUCAUUUUCUUGGAUUGGAUUAUGUGCCACAUGCUCUGCUUUUGGAUUUUUUACGUUUAAAAGGAUCCCAUACUGGAGAAAAUAUCUACAACGUUACCGUGAAAGUUCUUGAUAAUCUGAAGCUCAAAGAAAAAGUAUUUAGAAUAAUAACUGACAAUGCUUCUUCAAUGAUAAAAGCCUAUAAAUUUGGUUUAAUCGUUAACGAUGUUGAUAAUAUUGUUCAAGACGCUAAUAAACAACAACAAGCUGACAAUUUUAUUAAACUUUAUGAUGAUGACAAUUCGAACUUGUUGAAAGAAUGGAUUUUGGUCGACUGGUAUGAAAACAUCAACGAUUCGUUCGAUAAAAAUGAUACUAUUCCAAAAAGAUUGUCAUGUUUUGCACACAGUAUUCAGUUAGUCAUUCGAGAUGGUCUUAAAGAUGCUCCGUAUCUGUCUAAUUCAUUAUCAAAAUGUAUCAAGUUAGCUCAACGCUCUUAUAAGUCAACCAGAAUAGCUGAUAUGUUAGAUGACAUGGGGAAAACAAUAAAUCGACCGAAUAUAACACGUUGGAGUUCUGAAUAUCUUCUUAUUAAAUCAGUUAUUGCUUUUGGAAAAAAUUUAAUUGAUGAAAUUACUGACCUUAUUGAUGAUAAUGAUUUGAAAUUUAGCAAUAAUGAUUUUAUUGUAUUACAAGAAGCAAUAGAAAUAUUGGAACCAUUUGCAGAAAUAACUUCUCGUAUUCAAUCUGAAUCAGUUGUUACUGCUAGUCUCGUUGUUCCAUCUGUUGUGCAUAUUAUCGACCAUUUGCAGCAUUGGAAAUCACAUGCUCCAUUUCUGAAGCAAGUAUGUAUACAACUGGAACAAUCCAUCAAUAACAGAUUUGCUGGUAUUGUUAAACGUUUAUCUCAACAGAAUGUUAAUAUUGACGAUCCUUUUUCGGAUCCAAUUUAUUUCAUUUGUACUGUACUAGAUCCAGAAUUUAAAUUUUAUUGGCUUACUCAAAUGAAUUAUAAACCAUUAGUCGAAUUGCAAAUAAGACAAUCUAUAAUUCGAAUGAUAUUAGAUGAAUGUGAACAAAACAUCAAUAGAUCAUCGGAAAGUGAACAACCAUUAUUAUCUUCAAUAUUUUCUGCAAAUAGUUCUACGACACAACCAAUUAGUACACCAAUUAUAAAAAAACGUAAACUUUUCCAAUACGAUGACGGUCCUGCUAUCUCAGUUGGUUCGACGAGUCCUAUCGAUGAAAUCAAUGCAUAUAUCAAUGAUCCAGUGCGAUUAAAAUUUUCAUCAUAUUGGAAUAAAUCGAAUUUGUAUCAUUUAAAAAACAUCGUCAAGAAAGUGUUCUCAGUACAAGCAACAUCUGCACCAGUUGAACGUAUUUUCAGUCAAGCUGGCCUGAUUAUGUCACCGAGACGCACAUCUAUGAAUGAAGAAGUGUUUAGAAAUUUGUUGUUCUCACGUGUAAAUCAGAACCUUAUUUAA
This is a messenger RNA of Rotaria sp. Silwood2, 1968 nucleotides long. Lineage: Eukaryota; Metazoa; Rotifera; Eurotatoria; Philodinida; Philodinidae. The record is from the annotation of a GenBank genome assembly.